Ochotona curzoniae (black-lipped pika) is the source of this 522-nucleotide messenger RNA. It is a transcript of the gene RPS27L, whose product is annotated as ribosomal protein S27 like. The coding region runs from base 98 to 352 and encodes 84 amino acids. The transcript is spliced from 4 exons. NCBI's taxonomy places the organism in Eukaryota, Metazoa, Chordata, Mammalia, Lagomorpha, Ochotonidae. Gene Ontology annotation, biological process: ribosomal small subunit assembly; translation. The record is from RefSeq and is a predicted model, not a curated record. Gene Ontology annotation, molecular function: structural constituent of ribosome; RNA binding. Gene Ontology annotation, cellular component: ribosome; cytosolic small ribosomal subunit.
GCCCUCCCGGAAGUCACUGCCGGGCGGCCGUUAGCGUUUUAUCGCUGAGGAGAACCGCGGGAGCCAGUCGUCCGGGCCGGGCUCGCGGGCCGCCGACAUGCCUCUGGCCAGAGAUUUGCUACACCCCUCGUUGGAGGAGGAAAAGAAGAAGCAUAAAAAGAAACGGCUGGUUCAGAGUCCAAACUCUUACUUUAUGGAUGUAAAAUGUCCAGGUUGCUACAAGAUCACCACGGUGUUCAGCCAUGCCCAGACAGUGGUCCUCUGUGUAGGCUGCUCCACUGUGCUGUGCCAGCCCACGGGAGGGAAGGCCCGGCUCACAGAAGGCUGUUCCUUUAGAAGAAAGCAGCACUAGUGACCCGUGCAAAUUCCUGGAUUUGUGUUUUCUCACAGAAAGCCUUAUCAUAAGUUCAGAUAUUCUGGUGAAUCUACUAAGAAAAUGUAAUUUUGUUUGACUUUAUAAGGUAUUCAAGUUAUCCCCUAUUUUGAUGUCAGUUUUUCAAUAAAGUUUUGAUUAUGGGCAAA